This is a messenger RNA of Trichomonas vaginalis G3, 1455 nucleotides long. RefSeq names its product SUMO E1B family. The coding region runs from base 1 to 1455 and encodes 484 amino acids. Gene Ontology annotation, biological process: protein sumoylation. Gene Ontology annotation, molecular function: SUMO activating enzyme activity. The record is from RefSeq and is a predicted model, not a curated record. Gene Ontology annotation, cellular component: cytoplasm; SUMO activating enzyme complex. The transcript has a single exon. Lineage: Eukaryota; Parabasalia; Trichomonadida; Trichomonadidae.
AUGGAUUUUGAUAAAUCUCCCAACAUUUUACUUGUUGGAGCAGGUGGAAUUGGAUGUGAAAUCAUCAAAUCCCUUGCUAUUGAUGGAGUUUAUCGUAUUACUGUUGUAGAUUUCGAUACAAUCUCGUUAUCAAAUUUAUCUCGCCAAUUCUUCUAUAGCGAAGAUGAUAUUGGCAAAGAAAAAUCUAUCAGACUUGCAGAAAAUGCAAUGAAAAGAUAUCCAAAUUUACAAAUUACUGGAAUUUCAGGAAAUGUUCUUGAUUCCAGUUUUGAUCCUGAUUUUAUUGACCAGUUUGACUUUGUUUUCUGCGGUGUUGACAAUAUUGAUGCAAGAAUGCGUAUCAGUCAGCUUUGUGUCAUUACUCAAACUCCUUUUAUUGAUUGUGCGUCAUCAGGAAAGCAUGCUCAAUCAGUACCUACUAUACCAUUCAAAUCUGCAUGCUAUGUUUGCAGCCCUGUUGCUGCUCCUUCCGGUCCAAAAGUUACCUGUACAAUCAGAUCUACUCCUCAAACAAUAGAGCAUUGUUCAGCCUGGUCAUUCCACCUCUUCAACGCCGUAUUUAGUGGUCAAGGCUCGAAUGAUGUCAUUUCUGUUGACAAUCUCGAACCACAAGCUUUAUAUGAUAAUGUAUUUGUCAAAAGAAUCGAAGAACUACGCUCGAAAACAGAGAUAUGGAAACAUAGAGUACCUCCUGAUCCAUAUCCCGCCAAAGUUACUCCAAACCAUGAACCAAUUACUCGACCAUGUGAUAAAUGGACACUUGAAGAGUCAUGUGGUGUUUUUGCAGACGUUGUUUCACGUUUGUCACCACCUUUGGUAUUCGAUAAGGACGAUGAUGAUCAUUUAGCAUUCGCAACCGCAGCAACUAAUUUACAAAGUCAUUGUUUCCAUAUAAACAAAGCUGUUUCUAUGUUUGAAAACAAAGGAUUAGUUGCUGUUGUUGUUCCUGCUUUAGCCACAACUAACUCGAUUAUAUCAGGUAUCGCAGUUCAACAGAUGAAACAGAUGUUUACGGAAAACAAAUUAAAUGUCAAAUCUGUUUGGAUGUCUAAUUCAUUAAACGGUCCAAAACUUACUCCUGUUAAAUUGGAGCCUCCUUCAAAGACAUGUUCUAUUUGCGGAUAUGAAGUGUGGCAUGUACAAUGCGAUUACACUAAAACAAUGAUUUCUGAAGUUGCAAAAUCAACAGGAAUUAAUUCUCCUUCGAUCUUGCUUGGAAAUAACAUUAUUUAUGAUUGCGAAGACACUGAUGAUAAGAAGAUUAGCGAACUUGAAGGUAUAGGAAACUCUGUUAUAUUAGUUGCAAAUGAUAUUGAUGAUCCUGAAGUCAGAAAACACAUUUUGUUGAGAAAUAGAAAUGUUGAUUUCAAUGCUGAAAAAGUUCAUGAUCAAUUGUAUGUCAAACCAGAAAGUGACAAUGAAUGUGACUAUUCUGACAUCGAAAUUAUUGGAUAA